Molecule: messenger RNA, 3201 nt
Organism: Epinephelus lanceolatus (giant grouper)
Lineage: Eukaryota; Metazoa; Chordata; Actinopteri; Perciformes; Serranidae
Product: caspase-6-like
Biological process (GO): apoptotic process; proteolysis; positive regulation of neuron apoptotic process
Cellular component (GO): cytoplasm
Molecular function (GO): cysteine-type endopeptidase activity
Source: RefSeq, a predicted model, not a curated record
AGUGGUGUCAGUUGGAGAGAAGACAACCUGUGAACAUGUCUAACACGGCACAAGACAGAUAUGGAGGAAGUGUUGCUAAAGACAACAUAACAGCAACAGACAGAGCGGCAUGCACGGAGAACCUAACAGAGACUGAUGCCUUCAUCAAAAGCUCUCUAGCUUUGGAUCCCGCAGAGGAGUACAAGAUGGACAACAAAAAACGAGGCCUUGCACUCAUCUUUAACCAGGAGCGGUUCUUCUGGCGCCUGGGGCUAAAUGACAGGCAUGGAACAAAUGCUGACCGCUACAACUUGGAGAAAAGACUGAAGGAUCUAAACUUCGAAGUGAGGGCUUAUGAUAACUACAAACAGGUGGAAGUCUUAGAGAAAAUCAAUGAAGCCGCUGAGGCCAACCAUUCAGAUGCAGACUGCUUUUUGCUCGUCUUCCUGAGCCACGGGGAGAAUGAUCAUGUUUACACUUACGAUGGCAAGAUCAGCAUUCAGGAUAUCACAUCCCUGUUCAAAGGAGACAAGUGCAGGAGCCUCGUAGGAAAGCCAAAGAUCUUUAUAUUACAGGCAUGUCGAGGAGAUAAGCAUGACGAUCCAGUGACUGCCUGUGAUGCUGUAGACAGUGAGCUGAAGACAAAUGAGGUGGUGGUGGACGCCAGCGCUGUACACACUCUCCCUGCUGGGGCUGAUUUCAUCAUGUGCUACUCUGUGGCUGAAGGUUACUAUUCCCACCGGGAGACCCUCAACGGCUCCUGGUAUGUCCAGGAUCUCUGUGAGCUGCUUCAAAAGUAUGGAGACUCCCUUGAAUUCACAGAAUUACUGACACUGGUGAACAGGAAAGUGUCGAUGAGGAGUGUCGGGAACAGUUCUGACAGGAAUGCCAUUGGGAAGAAGCAAGUACCUUGCUUUGCUUCAAUGCUCACCAAGAAACUUUACUUCCGACAGAAACAGUAACAGUUUCAGACCUUAGCUGUAAAAUGAGCUGGUUUAAAUUCAGAUCUGGAAAACAGGCUCUCCUGGAAGAUUAUUAAGAAUUUUGCUGUUUUUCUAUAGUCCUCGCUGUACUUUGCUCAUAAACACUAAUAUUCACACAUCCGUUGAACAAUCAGUGAACUGGCAGCUGUCGUAUUUACAGUGAAAUCAGUGGUUACAAAAUAACAGAAACAACUUGUAUUCACAAGCACAGAAGAAAUACGACUAUUCUUUGCCUUAGGCCAUCACUACAUUUCUGAAACCUCAUGUCAUUUGAAACUGUGGUUUCAUUUGUCAGAUAAAGUUUCUUCUGGAGAAACUAUAUUUGUUGGCCGGGAAAACCUUGACCUGGUUUAUAAAAGGUUUUUGUAUUCACACGAUAGAUAAUCAGGACAGGGAAGUAUCUAUCUGAUGAGGGUAGAGGAGAAAUCUGAUUAUAGACCAGGCAGCUACUCAACAUGUUGUAGCAUGUGAGUUACUGGUUUAUCUUACCUUUCUGAGCCAGAUGCCUGUACUACGAAGCAGGAUUUUCUGUUAGCGAGGUAACUUCAGGGUUAACUCUGGGUUUUCAGCAUUAUGAAGCUGGUUCUCCUUUUACAGGGAUAAAUCACCAUGGUAACUUACAGAGAGAUCAUGUACAACACUUAACUUUAAUGUUGAUUUUAGCUGCAUUUACAGUGUGGCUGAUUAUACACUCUGAUUCCAUCACUGCAGCUCAAAUAACAUGAGACACCUGAGUCAUGAGAAGUGGAAAUGAAAAGACUGUAUUUCAGUAGAGAAAUAGUCCACACACUUUCAAUUGGCUCCUGUGAUUAUACAUGCAACAUUUUGGUCAGAUAGACCUCAUCAGUCAUGAACUACUUUUCCACUCUUCGGUAGCAGAAACCAUCUGGCAUUACUUUAAAGAGAGUAGCAAAACACACUCACUUGACACUUAACAGAUAUUUACUGAUACCUCCAUGUAUUUUAAGACUUUUAUUUUUUUCUGUUGUAAGAUCAGAAGCUAUCAUUUACAUUUCACUGCCAUGAACAGGACAAUUUGCUGUUCCUAAAACACAUCUUUCACACUGAUAAUUAUGAGCACCAUUGCAUCUAAUAUAACAUGAAGUAAGCUACUUCAUUCAUGGUUCUGAUGAUGUCACUGUAAUAUAACACUGUAACAACCACACCUCUUUCACAUAAACCUGCUUGUUGCUGGAUAGAAAAACCCAAAGCUGCCUGAGGGAGUUGUUAACCAGCUUUGUGAUACUGUUUACCCAGACAGUCAGUGUUAGCUAAAAGAUAUCCUUUUAAAAAACAAAACAUCAGCCUUUAGGGAAAACAGCAGAUGUAUUUGCCAGUAUCCACCAAUGUGCUUCCAAUAGUCUAAUGCAAGAGUGACUUUACAUCCAGUACUAGCUUAUAAAAACCAUAAUGUGAAUGUUUUGCGUAUAUAUGACAUAAAUGCGGUGAGUUAAAUCAGGGGUAAUUUUUGAGACUAUAUGGUCUUGUUGUAUUUCAUUAUGUUUUAAGUUGUUCCUGUUAUUUUGUCCAACUCCUGUAAACAUGUUGCACUUCCAAGUAAUUGCUUUUAGACUGCAGGAUUAUUAUGGACCGUAUUCUGUGUUCUUUUCUUAGCCUUUUGUUACCAUUUUAUUUGCUUCGAUAAUCUAGUUUCAACUACUGUGGUACCACACAAAUGUUGCCUUAUCCCGCAGCUGAGAAGACAGUAGAGGUUGACAUUUCCAGUGCCCAUGCAAGCUUUCCUCAGACUCUAAGUAAGCUGGAAAUUUCAGAUGAGUCUGGUUUUCUUGACUGUAAAAUCAGUUGCAGGAAUGUCUGCAAAUCAGACAAAUACUUUCCAAUUAACUGUAACUUGCGAGGCAGGUGACAGAACAGCACAACAACCAGGUAACACUACUUCUGUUUAUCCCAUCAGGGUUUUGUACUACAAUAUCUCUCUAUAAACAUGCUGUUUGUCCUCAAACUCGCUCCAUCAAAAAGGGAAUUCAUGUUCGUGCUGUUCUUUGUGUUGUAGCAGUUUUCACUACAUUUAAAAAAAAUGCAUAUUUGCACCCAACAUGGCAACAAACACCUGUGUGAGAAGCACCUCAGGGAGGAGGCUGUACUGUGGACCUAAAACACUUCUAGCUGUGUCACAUGAUAUGACUCAGGAAAAACAAAGCUACCAGCAUACACUGAUCCUGUAUCUCUGUGGUCGUACUGUUGUGACUUUGUGUAAUAAAAUCUAUGUGACAUUUUA